Messenger RNA from Papilio xuthus (Asian swallowtail), 2639 nucleotides. Its product is annotated as acid trehalase-like protein 1. Gene Ontology annotation, biological process: carbohydrate metabolic process. Lineage: Eukaryota; Metazoa; Arthropoda; Insecta; Lepidoptera; Papilionidae. Bases 145 to 2457 code for a protein of 770 amino acids. The transcript has 14 exons. The record is from RefSeq and is a predicted model, not a curated record. Gene Ontology annotation, molecular function: hydrolase activity, hydrolyzing O-glycosyl compounds.
CAGGAGACACACGGACACGACCAGUCCUAUCCGACGCCCGCGCUUUUCUGAAUAUUGCAUUCGAAUUUUUUUUUUUUAUUUUCCUUCUGUGCUAACCAGUGUUAUUGGAACUUUUUGGUUGCGAGUGUUAUAUGAUUCGCAUGGAUGUGGCACUUUUUGGCGCGAAACAAGCAGGUGGCUGUGAUGCUGGGAGUACUGGCUGCGGCCGCGUUAGUGGUGGUCCUUCUGGCAACGAAGGGCGCCAGCCUUGCGGUUGUGGAGAACCUGUCCACGGAGACGGAUGACGUCAGUAAGGAUCCCCAAGUAUUUUCCACUUACAGUCUACCAUCAGACGAUCGAUUCAUGCCAUCUAUCGGGAAUGGGCACCUGGCGACUAAUAUCUUCAGCGAUACAGUCUACAUGAAUGGUCUAUACAACGGCUUCAAAGGAGAAAGCCAUCGCGCUAGAAUUCCUUCCUGGGCGAAUAUCAGGCUAAAUUCAACUCUAACACAAAACCCUUACAGUCCUAUGUACAAUCUGGACACAAAACAUGGAGUGUUCACUGUUACUGUGGACAGAGAGAGAUCAGUUGUCACACAGAGGAUCUACGCUCACAGAUUUUAUACGAGAGCAAUUGUUAAUCAAAUACAAGUCGCCUCUAAACAUCGCCCCGAUCCAAAUUUCCUUCACCCUGAGAUAUGGAUAGCGAUAAAACUGAUGCCAGGGCCAACCAGCGUGGAUAUAGCGUUUGAAGAUCCAAUACCAGAGAUUAUAGAUGGACGUACUGUGUGGAGCGUGUGUGGUCAGACGAAGGUGUCUGAAGACCCGACCUACCAGCCACUUCCAGUUGACGUGUGCGCGUAUUGGACCUCUGUGCCAGACCAUUUAGUGGUCCCACAACAUGGGACUAGAGUGUUUACUUUCGCUAUGACCGCAGAUAAAAAUAAAACCGUCGCAAGAGAUGAACUUAUAACUGUAUUACAGACGGAUGGCGAGGAGUUGUUUGACAAGCACGUGGAACAAUGGCAACGAUUGUAUCAACAAGCAGGAGUGCAUGUUGAGGGCAACUUGCAACUGGCCAAAAUAGUAAAUGGAAUAUGGUACUAUUUUCUGAGUUCCCUGCCUGCUGAAGAGUCCCAUCAGCCACUGGACCGUUUCUUUGGUCUUAGUCCCACAGGACUCGCCAGAGGAGGCACAUUUGAUGAUUAUGAAGGUCACAAUUUCUGGGACACGGAGACAUGGAUGUAUCCCAGCAUCUUACUGCUGUACCCUCAAUAUGCGCACGCCCUGCUGCAGUAUAGACUAGAGACGGCGUAUGUCGCAGCAAACCUCGCUAGGAGCACGGGACAUAAAGGAUACAGAUUCCCGUGGGAGAGUGCGUACACAGGCACAGAAGUGACGCAGCCAUGCUGUCCGGAGGUAGCUGAGUUCGAGCAGCAUGUGUCUGGAUGCAUCUCUUUUGCUGCUCGCCAGUACCUCGCCACCACCAGAGAUGAAGAUUGGUUGAAGCAAGGCGGCUGUUCUCUGGUGACGAACAUAGCAGACUUCUGGGCAUCGCGUGCUGUCAUCAAUUACACGUCUGGCUUCUAUAAUAUCGAAAACGUGAUGGGUCCAGAUGAAGAUCACAGCAAUGUUACCAACUCUGCCUUCACUAAUGUUGUCGCCGGAUAUUCGCUGUAUUUAGCACAAUAUGUGGCAUGUCUGUGCAAGGAUUACUACAUGUCCCGAGAGCCUGAGCAUUACGCGGACAUCGCGUGGAGCCUCGCGUUGCCGUACGACGCCGAUCUCGACUACCACCCGCAGUAUACCGGCUAUACACGCGGUGAUGGCAUCAAGCAGGCUGAUGUUGUACUACUGGGGUUCCCGCUGCAGUAUCCUAUGAAUGAAUCUACGAGGGUGAACGACUUGUCUUACUACGAGUCAGUAACUCGCGGCAGCGGACCCGCAAUGACAUGGAGCAUGCACGCCGUGGGACAUCUGCGCAUAGGAGACAGCCAUCGCGCCGAAAAAAUGUUCAAUAAGAGCUAUAAUGCUUACGUAAGGGAACCUUUUAAGGUUUGGAGCGAGCUACGUCGCCCCGAUGUAGGCGCUGUGAACUUCCACACAGGUAUGGGCGGGUUCAUGCAGGCACUGAUGUUCGGAUACGCCGGUGUUAGCGUGUACUUAGACAGACUGGAGAUCAACCGGCCCCAGCUGCCGCCGCAGACCACCAGGUUGAAGAUAAGAGGUAUAAAAUAUCUCGGAGCAAAUCUGACUCUGGACAUAGACAAGGAUGACGUUGGCCUGACGGUCACCAGCAUUGAUGACAAUUGGCCGCUGCUCAUCAACAAUGGAAAGUACAAUGUCACACUUGUACCAGGAUUGACAGUGACAUUAUCAGGAGACGGACCCUUCACAAUACAUUCCAGGCAAUGGAAGGACUGCAAGGUUCCAGCUGACGUCAUCGGACUGAGCUACCUUAGACCUAUCGGAACUUAAGUACUAUCCGAAAUCUUACAGUAAAAUACCAAAGAAAAUACGACAAUUUUGCUUGCGAUCUAAAUAAUAAUAUUUUAUUUUAUAUUAAAUUCAUUGAAUUGAGAGUAGAUCUAUGAGAUCCUAGUCAUUUAUCACAUAAAUAAUAUCAAAUAAAAAUUCGUUUUAAUGUAAAAAAAUGUAUU